Molecule: messenger RNA, 1833 nt
Organism: Prorocentrum cordatum
Lineage: Eukaryota; Dinophyceae; Prorocentrales; Prorocentraceae
Source: the annotation of a GenBank genome assembly
AUGCCGUCUGAGCCUGGAUCGUCUAGCACGGUGGCGUUUUGUUCAUCGGCAUGCUUGGAGUUCGUGUGGGCGGGUUCUGUUACCGUCCACGGCAAGAACGUCACGGGGUUCUCUUCGCUGCACCAGAUGUUGAAGCAGAUGUUGGUCGAUCAUCGGGAGGUGUGCUCGAAGGGCGGCGGCAGCAGCGGCAAUCGUCAGAGAGAGAGCGCUGCCGCGGGUGUCAGCGUUGACAGCGAUCGGCACAUCAUCUCCGCGAAGAUGGCCACCUUCAUCGACGACGAGGGGCAGUUCAUCGCCCUCAAGGCUUUCGCGAUCCAGUUGAAGUCAGGCGGGGCUGCCCAGCACCCUGCUUCGCAGAGCGCCCUCUUCAGGAUCCUGACCGAUGCCGACCUCGUCGGCCACCUGUCCAUCGAGCAGAUCCUCGACUACUGCAUCUCCGUCGCCGAGCACGCGUUCCCCUCCGAGUGGGCCGACAUCGCCAGGGAGGUGUUGGCGCUAGGGAGGGUGCCGUGCAGCGUGGCCAUGAUAUGGGAGAACACACAAGAGGUCUUACGUUUCGGUUCGUUUCGGGCCAGGUUGAUCAUGCAAGCGAUUGCUUUCGCCAUCGGGAAGCCUGGCGCCACCGUGAACUCCAUCGACGCUGCAGAGUUGGCUAACCUGACUGCGCAGGUCGGCAGCGACCUCACGAGUUGCAUCGAGAACGCAGGGUCGCACGACAUCCAGCUGGCGGGCAAGGAGAAGCAGACGGAGUGGUGGUCGACGUUAUUGAAUGAUAUGCGCAGGAACCAGCACGCGCUGAAGGACAUCACGAAGCACAGCCCAGUGGCCAACACGGAUGCCGCGACUACCUCUGACGCUGGCGCGGGCGCAGCUCAGGGCAGCAAUGGCCAGCUGUCCCAGUUCCAGGUCAAGAUGGAGGCGAAGGGCGGCGAGGGCGACGGCGGCGUGCUUGCCUGCGACGGUGGAUCCAAGCAGCCUGGGCCCGAGCGUGAGCCCGACGCGCCCAAGAUGGCGAAGGAGGUUCAGGUGCUCGCGACCGAGACUGUCAACCUUGCGAGUUUCUACAGGUUCAGGAUGGCGGCUGACGAGGUCGACCUGCCCUUCAUCAAGAUGAUCGAGGCGGAGGCCGAGAAGCAGGUGUGGAACUACUACAAGAGCUUCUCCCAGCACUGGGGGAACAUCAGCAUCAACUUUCGUGCCAAGGACCCGACGCUGGAAAUCGACCUGACGAAUGAUGAUCUGCGCUUGCCGUUCGCUGGCUCGGUCACUACUAACCCGCCCAAGGACGGCAUCAAGCUCGGUGAGCUCUACGGCGUCCCGUUUUACAUGGUCGGGAACGCGUCGCUCUUCUCGGAGAUCGCGGUCCCCGCCUACAUGGUCAAGGUCGUCGAGAAUGACCCCGCCAUGGAGAUCUAUUGGCACGACCUGCAGCUGAACACGUCCGCGCAGGCGCCGCAGCAGAAGAAGACGGGCAUGAGCCAGUUCAUGUCGCAGCAGCGCCUCGCCUUGAAGGUUCCAGCGUUGAAGCCUGCGCCGUCCACGACGGACGCACCGAUUACAUGUGAGACUAAGCCCACCCGUGUGGCCCUGUCGGGCGAAGCUGGUGUUGUGCGGAAGCGCAGGCAGCAGCACGCCCCUGGCGCCGCGAAGCUUGCGCCACGUUUCGGCGUCGCCGCCUAUAAGACUGCGCUGGCCGCCGCUGCAGCCGCUGCAGCAGCUUCGAAGCAGGCCGCUGGCGGCGACGGUGGCUCUGACGGAGCAAGCGCUGCUGGUGGCGGGCCGAUCUCGCUCGACCCCGUGCUUGUGAAAGCAGGCAAGCACCUCCUUCGCUAG